CAUUGCUGCACACUCGACUCCAUCCGUCCGUCUCUGUGUGUGUACAGCCUCGACUCACUGACGCAUGAUGGAGAAAGAAGACCGGACGCCAAACUUCCACAGACUGACCUCAGCGGAGAGCUGGAGCUCGGAUCUGUCCAGAGACUCGUGUGAAUACUAUCAGACGGAGAUAUUUGGCCUGUUGCCGAGCUCACAGGCUCAUCGGCGGCUUCACGCAGAAACCCUCACAGAUGAUCAGGAUCAGAGUCUGCUGGACAGAGUCUCCUGGAACCCCAGCGUCCCGCUCCGAGACCUGCCCGUCUGUCUGCAGGACAAGAGAGACAUCCGAGAGCGGCAGCCCCUGCAGAGACGCAGCAUUGGCCACUGGGACUCGUGGAGGCGGAGCCAGCAGAAAACAAGGCGGCGCUUAAAGGAGCAUGUGGGCGGGGCUGUAUCUGGACUGUUGCCAUGGAGACACACGCUCCAUAAGAUCGAAGGUCAGUUUGGGGUCGGGGUGAAGGCGUACUUCGUGUUCCUGCGUUACCUGCUGUGUCUGAACCUGCUGUACUGCGUCAUUAUCGGCGGAUCGGUGCUGACGCCAACGCUGGUGUUCGCACAGAACUCAAGUACUCACGUGGAUCUGCGUCAUAUUCUUGAGCAUGGUGUUCUUGAAUCCUCCCCAGUGUUUCAUAGUUUCUACACUCGUGGGUCUCUUGAUUUGGAUUGUUUAAACACUCCGAUCCUCUUUCUCCUUGGCAUGUUCUCUGUCCUCUUCCUCAGCAUCAUCAUGGUGGUCCGCAGGACAGUGGUCGGCUACAAACAUUCAUGGCUCACAGGAAAUCGCUUCAAUUCCAACUUGAGUUACAAGGUUUUCUGUGGGUGGGAUUUCUGCAUCCAGAACCCUCAAGCAGCGUCACUGAAACAAAACUUUGUCCGAAACGAACUCAGGAUGGAUCUAGAAGAGCAGACGUUUCAACAGAGAGUCCAACAGCGAUCGCUCAGACACUGGGUUCAGCUCAUCUUCCUGCGGAUCCUUCUGAACGUCCUCGUGCUGGUUCUUCUGGGCAGCUCAUUCAUUCUGAUAUAUUUUGCCAUCCAAAAGUCACAAACUAAGUGUGAGAAUCAUUGGACUUUGUGUCUGAUGUUGGAGUAUCUUCCUCCGAUCACAGUGACGACUGUAAACUACAUACUUCCACAUGUUUUCAGUAAGAUCUCAGAGUUUGAAGAUUACUCGCUCACCAUUCAGCUGAACCUCACACUGAUCAGGAGUAUUUUCCUUAAGUUGGCGUCUUUGGGCAUCUAUCUGUUCUUCUUCAUUAGUGCUCAAUCUCCAGAACAACACAAGGGUUAUCAGUGCACAGAGAAUGCGUUUGGGAAGGAGAUGUACAAACUCACCAUCUUUAACCUCCUGGAGUGUUUCUUCAAUGCAUUUUGUGUGGCCUACCCAAGAAUGUUAUUGGUGGAGAGGUUUCCAUCCUCAAAGUUGGCGCAGUUAUUAGGCAAGAAGCAGUUUGAGAUCUCCUUCAAUGUUCUGGAUCUGGUCAACAGUCAGACAGUCACGUGGGUCGGAGUGUUUUACUGUCCUCUACUGCCAGCCAUCAACACCAUCAGGCUGCUGCUCCUCUUCUACGUCAAGAAGAAACAGCUAAUGUCUGAUCCGGGUGGCUGUGGCCCAUUUGAAGGCAACAGGACCGUGUUUAACGUGACCAGUGUGUGUAUAAAGACGCUUCCCAAUCCGGUCCAGAGCACCAUCAGCUACAUCUCAUCUGAGGCCUUCGCCUUCGCUCUCAUACUGGCUGAAGUUGUCAUACUGACGUCGUACGUGUCUCGUGGACGAGCGAAUCGUAAAGCCAUCGAGAGACUGAAGGACAUGUUGGUGAUGUGCAGCUCUGAUAAACGUUUCCUGGUGAAGCAGCACUCGACGAUCAUGAGACGACAGCAGAGAACACGCUAACAUCACGUAAAAAAAAAUACGAUAAAA
Sinocyclocheilus grahami is the source of this 1960-nucleotide messenger RNA. It is a transcript of the gene tmc8, whose product is annotated as transmembrane channel-like 8. The transcript has 16 exons. Bases 65 to 1933 code for a protein of 622 amino acids. The record is from RefSeq and is a predicted model, not a curated record. Gene Ontology annotation, molecular function: mechanosensitive monoatomic ion channel activity. Gene Ontology annotation, cellular component: plasma membrane. Lineage: Eukaryota; Metazoa; Chordata; Actinopteri; Cypriniformes; Cyprinidae.